UCCUUUCAGAAAACCCCCAACCCAAUCUCUCCCAACAGAUCCCUUUCCUCUCCCUUUCAUUUCCAGUUCUUUGGAACUGAAAACGAUGUCGGAUAAACCAAUGGUAGAUCUGCCACCCGAAUGUUGGGAACUGAUAUUCAAUCUCGUCGGCCACCACCGUCACUUCGAACCGCUGUCUGUGGUCUGCAGGCAGUUCCUUGCGAUCUCCAACCAACUUCGAGUUAGCCUCACUGUCUCCGACCAAACAGUUCUCUUCCUUCCCCGGCUUCUCCGACGAUUCCAACAUCUCAGAAAAAUAGAUCUCAGCGACUUCCACGGAGACCUCGAAGGCCCUCUUUAUCAGAUUGCGAAAUCGGGGCUGGACCUCGAAGCCCUCAAUCUUUCCAACCAGAGGAAUCUUCCUCCUGAUGGGUUGAGGAAAUUGGGUUCAAAUAUGAAGAACUUGAGGAGCCUGACUUGCUCCAAGAGCGGCUCCUUGCUGGACUUCCAUCUGUUUGUUAUAGCGGCGUCGUUUCCAUAUCUUGAAGAGCUUGAUAUCAGCUAUCCUGAGCAUGAACAUUGCUAUUCCUCAUCUGGGUUUGCGGAUUCCGGGAGAUAUCCGGCUGUAACUGAUUCAGGGGUUUAUGCAUUGUCGACGAAGCUUAAGAAUCUUAUCAAGAUCGACCUUUCAGGUAACCAGUUCAUCCAUGAUACAUCCCUAAUGGCCUUGUCAUCUAAUUGUGCCUUACUAAGAGAAAUCGCGGUCCGAGACUGCGCUUUCAUAACGCAAAGCGCUCUUGCUUUUGUGAUUUCUUGUAGUCCUGAAUUGAGGUCCAUAUCGGCAAGUGAAAUUUGGUUGCCUUUUAAGGAUGUUGGUUUCGAACAAUCAUUUAUUUACGCCAAAGCAUUAUGCGAUAUUAAUCUGUCAAACUCAUUUGUCGCCGAUGAACUUCUUUAUUCAAUUGUUGAAGCAUGCCUCCCAUUAAAUAAGCUUACUCUUGCCCAUUGCGACGGUUUCACUUUUGCUGGAAUUUCAUUGCUGUUGGCUAAAUACCAGUGUCUUAGCUUGUUGAAUCUUGAAGGAGUAAAUUUCCUCACUGACCAGAACAUUGUUGAGUUAUCCAAGUUUUUCUCCAUGUUAACCUCAAUAAACCUUAGUCUAUGCUCUAAGCUUACAAAUUCAACCUUCUUUACCAUCAUGAAAAGGUGCCAUUUUCUGGAUGAGGUCAAAAUGGAGAGAACAAAUGUAGGGGGGGAAGAUUUUUCUGCUGAUAUUGUGGUCAACCCUCGAGUCAAGUCUCUAAACUUGGCUCGAAUUUGUAAAUUAGGCGAUGGGAGUGUCAAGAAGUUUGCUGCUGUUUGCCCCAAUUUACAACAGCUCAAUUUAAGUUCAUGUUCCAAAGUUACGGGAGAGAGUGUUGUAGAGAUUUUUAAGAGAUGCAGGGAGAUUAGGCGUUUGGAGAUAAACCAAUGCAGUGGGAUUAAGGGGCUUGUGAUAGAUUUUGAACUCUCCAAACUGGAGGAAAUGAGUGCAAAAGGAUCAGGGAUUAACGAUGAAGCUUUGGCGGUGAUCGGAAAGAGAAGCUGCAGGCUGCUGCAUUUGGACUUGGCAGGCUGCUUGAAUGUGACGGCCAAAGGGGUGAAGGAAGUGGUGCAGAGCUGCAGAUUGUUAAGGGAGAUAAAUUUGAAGUGUUGUGAUAAUGUGAAUGCUGGCAUUGUUGCAUGGAUGGUGUUUUCAAGGCCAUCACUGAGAAAAAUAAUCCCACCUUGUGGUUUUGCUUCUACUGAAAACCAAAUAAACCUUUUCUUGCGCCAUGGCUGUCUUGUUUGUGAGGGGCAGCAUUUCAAAGGACAUGGAAAACCCCCUUUGAUCUAAAUAAAUUUUCAAA
Messenger RNA from Corylus avellana, 1868 nucleotides. Lineage: Eukaryota; Viridiplantae; Streptophyta; Magnoliopsida; Fagales; Betulaceae. The record is from RefSeq and is a predicted model, not a curated record.